This is a messenger RNA of Hyposmocoma kahamanoa, 3030 nucleotides long. RefSeq names its product zinc finger protein 250-like. The record is from RefSeq and is a predicted model, not a curated record. Gene Ontology annotation, biological process: regulation of transcription by RNA polymerase II. Gene Ontology annotation, molecular function: RNA polymerase II cis-regulatory region sequence-specific DNA binding; DNA-binding transcription factor activity, RNA polymerase II-specific. Gene Ontology annotation, cellular component: nucleus. The transcript has 22 exons. The coding region runs from base 93 to 2756 and encodes 887 amino acids. NCBI's taxonomy places the organism in Eukaryota, Metazoa, Arthropoda, Insecta, Lepidoptera, Cosmopterigidae.
UAGCAAUCCUCCUCUCUGAUAUCCUGGACAAGCAAAUACCAGAUGAGGGGAUCCGGAAUAAGGUGCUCUGCAAAACAUGUUAUACCAGCUGCAUGGAAUAUAAUUCUAUGAAGUUCAAAUUACAAAAAAUAAAAGUAGAUCUUCUACAAAGCUACACAGACACAAAGAACAUUCAAGUCGCCGAGAAAGCACCGAAACCGGCUGGUAAAAAGAAAGUAGUUCUGCCAGCCUCCAAACUGCAGCCAUUGCCACCUGACUACGUGUUAAAUGUUGCUAACUUAGGACUGAGUCCCACAAAAAUAUUACCUAAACUUUCACGCGCACCUAGCCCAGGUACGAUAAGUCUUAAAGUAACUGUUGGAUCUUCGGUUCUAACACAAACGUUAAAAACAACCACUACAACGACUGCUAUACAAAAAAGUCCUGUAAAGUUGGCAACAUUGCAGAAUUCAAGUAUACAAUAUGAAGAUAUAAAGAAUUUUAAUAUGCCCAAGGAUUUUUUAACCAGUGCUGUGUUACUGAAGAACGGUGAGGAUGUAAAGCGGGAAAAUGGGGAAGCGGAGUUCGAGAAUACAGAUGAACAACCCAUGGAGAUUGAUGAAGAUUGUACCUUAGUAAGACUUCCGCGAAACGACAGCAACAUACUCAUCGAAGAUACUACAGAAAAGGAGACAUCAAACGAAGACAAAGAACAAUAUUUCGACGUAUCCAUAUUGCCUUUGGAAGAGACGGCAGGUGACGAUGACGGCGCCAUCCUCGGGAAGUUGCAGGUGGUGAUGCACGACGCCAACGACCAGGAAGACGGCGAUCAAACAAUAGUAAUGUCGGAUGCGAAUGGAUCAAUCCUGCGCGUAAUGUCGGGGCAAAAGCUAGUCUAUCAGAACGGAGAGAUUACUUUGGUGCCUGAUGACGAGAACUCCAACGCCGGGGACGAUAAUAACGAAAUUGAUGGAAAUGAAUCCAAUGAUGAAUCUCAAAUAGAGCUAGAAGUGGCUGGUGACGAAGAGACAGCAAACGCUAUUAUCGCCGCUGCACAAGAGCAAGGAGGAGCAUUUAUAAAAGUAGAAUCGGGUGAGAUGUUCCGAGUGAAAUCAGUGCAAAGCACCACAUCCUCCACAUCGCAACCCUCCACUGAAUCCUCCAGGAUUGAAUCCGCUGGGAUUCAAACCUCAGAGAUUGAAACCUUGAGGGUUGAACCAACAUCACCCGAGCCGCCAACAGUACAAGUUGCAAAAUGGGAGAAUGGAGAAUUUCGCUGCUUGCUCUGUAACAAUACGAAUCAGGAAUCUCCAACAGUGGACGCGGAGGUGAUCAUGUUCCACCUGCGAACAGUACAUGAUGCCAGGGUCUAUAUCUGCCAGAUCUGCAAGAAGUUUAUGCGAAAACGGACUGAUUAUACAGCACAUUUGGAGGAACACGCACUAAAACUAAAUAAGCCCACGGACAAAGCCAAGAUCCACGAAUGCAACAUCUGCAAGAAGAAAUUCACGUCUCGAAUGUUGUUGAACGAACACAUGAACAUACACAGCGGGAGCAGGCCGUACACGUGUACCGUCUGUAACAAGUCUUUCGCCUCGAAAUACACGCAUCAGGCCCAUCUGAAGACGCAUUUGGAGCGUCCUCGUCCGUUCAAAUGCGAGCAGUGUUCGAAGACAUUCUUCACUCAGCAGAACUUGACUCAACACGAGAAAACACACCUCGGAAUCAAAGACUUCAUUUGUAAUGUUUGUGGCAAAGCGUUCGGGACUCAGCACAACCUGGAGGUGCACGGGGUGGUGCAUUCGGGGAACAAGCCGUUCGUGUGCGGCGUGUGCGCCAAGGCCUUCGCGCGCCGCGCAGAGGUCAAGGACCACAUGAGGAUCCACACGGGCGAGCGGCCCUUCGUGUGCGGGCGCUGCGGCGCGUGCUUCGCGCAGCGCUCGAACCUGCACUCGCACACGCGCGCCACGCACCUGGACGACAAGCGCCACCAGUGCCAGCACUGCCCCAAGCGGUUCAAGCGCCGACGGCUCCUGGACUACCACAUAAAGGCCUCUCACACAGGCGAACGCCCUCUGGAAUGCGAGCUGUGCCACGCCACAUUCGUCUACCCGGAACAUUAUAAGAAACACACAAGGAUACACAGUGGGGAAAAACCCUACGUUUGCGAGGUGUGUGGCAAGUCAUUCAAUUCGCGGGACAAUCGCAAUAUGCAUCGUUUCGUGCACAGUGACAAGAAGCCCUACGAGUGCCUCGUCUGCGGGGCAGGUUACAUGAGGAAGCAGCUGCUGUACCAGCACAUGAACGCUAGCGGUCACUUAGCUGAGUCGAUAGUGGUGAACCAGCCGCGGGUGCAAAAAGUCGAAUCUAUAGGUGCUGCCUCAAAAGCCAAAGUACAAAAAGUAGAUAAGGCACCACUAAAUAUAAUUAGUGACGAUUUGAUAUUAGAUACUACUGAUGCAAACGCAGUUGCAGCCAAAUCGAUAGAUGCAGACAAUGAAACUACAAAAUACUAUUAUGAAAUUACUGACGACAAGAAACAAGAUGGAAGCAAAGCUGCAACAGUAAAUCUACUACAAGAAACAGACGACCCAUCGUUAUUUACAAUUAUACAUAACCUCGAGGAUGUGACCAAAGCCGAUUCUCUUCAAAGCAGUACAACGGAGCAGUUAGGGCAACAAGUACACAUGGUAACUAGCGACGAAAACGGAGGUAUCAGAUUGGUUCAAUUCCACAUACCACCUGGCGCCACGAGUUGGGCAAUCAAUCAAGAGUGAACAUUAAAUUACAAUGUAUUAUUGUUUAUUCUCAAUAUCUCCUAGUCAUAUUGUGCCAAGCGGUGCUUAUACCCCGCUUACCUUUCCUAAAUAAGGCCUAUUAAUGUAUUGAGCACCGAUCUGCCUCUAAAUAAAAACGUACUUAAUUCUGCUUGUAUUUUAAUAAUUUUGCAGCACGCACUAAAAUGAAAUCAGUUGUUAAAUUUAGCAUUUAAAUUAUCUAAUUAUAGGUAUUUAUUUACUGUAUUGUAAGGACGAUGAAUUAAAAUAAAUA